Andrographis paniculata is the source of this 1164-nucleotide messenger RNA. Its product is annotated as F-box protein SKIP23-like. The record is from RefSeq and is a predicted model, not a curated record. NCBI's taxonomy places the organism in Eukaryota, Viridiplantae, Streptophyta, Magnoliopsida, Lamiales, Acanthaceae. Gene Ontology annotation, molecular function: protein binding. The transcript has a single exon. Bases 1 to 1164 code for a protein of 387 amino acids.
AUGUCCAACGGCGUUGACUGGGCGGAUCUUCCGCCGGAACUCCUCCAAACCGUCGCCACGCGCCUCCCUACCCUGGCCGAUUACAUCCGCUUCCGCGUCGUCUGCAAAAACUGGCGCGCAUCAGCGCUCGUAUCGAGGUUCUACCUUCCUCGUGAAUUCCCGUGGCUCAUGCUUCCCCUCAGCCGCUCCUCCGGUGGACGCCGCUUCUUCAAUCCCCUGACGAAAAAUCUGCACCGCCUAACCCUACCGGAGGCUUCCCAUGGACGGCGGCGUGCUGGAUCGUCACAUGGCUGGCUGGUUCUAAUCGAUGAGUCUCCUUCGAUUUUUAUCAUCAACCCUCUCACGCGCGACAGAAUUUCUCUUCCGCCGUUGUCGUCGUUUCCAAACGUGAUGAAAUUCGACUUCUACAGUAUAGGACGGGAAUACACCCUCCGAUCGCCUGAGAAUGACCUGUACUAUUAUAAUCUGAGGCAGAUGCGGGAUGCUUUCAUUAAGAAGGUAAUUCUAUCUCACAGUCCUUACGAAGGAUCUAAGUUUAUUGCUUUAGCGCUUCUUAACCGCCAUGAAAAUCUUGCGUACUGCGAGAAUGGCCAUGGUCCGUGGAAAAUCAUCGAUGAAGCGCGGUCAUUCAUUGAGGAUGCGAUUUAUUUCAAUAGUUCAUUUUAUGCUGUCAACAAAUUUGGAUCUCUGGCAAUCUGUGAUCUCUAUGGGGCCUCGCCUAAGGUUAAGUUCAUCAAUGUAGGGCAACAAAUUGGGGGUGAUAUGCAGUAUUUGGUGAAUGCAAUGGGCGAUCUUCUGUUAGUUUCGAGAUAUUUAGAGUUUGAAAUUGAUAUUGAGCACUACCUGGAGGUGUGCAAAACGGUGAAGUUUCAUGUGCUUAGGUUUGAAUGGAAUGAACAAAGGUGGGAGAGCAUUGACAAUUUGGGUGAUAAGUUGUUGUUUUUGGGGGCAAAUUCAUCUAUGGCUCAGCUAGCCAGUGACCAUCCAGGCUGCACAGGGAAUAGGAUCUAUUUUACAGAUGAUUAUUCUGGGGCUAACUAUGAGAGCAUCACAGAUGAUCAUGAUGUUGGAGUAUAUAAUUUGGAGGAUGGAAGCAUUGAAACGAUUCCCUGCUAUCCCCGGAAUUCCCACUGGCCUAUUUGGAUGACCCCAUCUUUGUGCUAA